AAACCACGGUCUCAGUUGAACUUUUGGAGAAUUUGACCACAGAUACAUGGAUUUAUCUGGUCCGUUUUAUGAAAUCUCUCUGUGCCGUGAUCUUUAGAGGUGUUGCUCCUUCAUGGCAACAUCACGCGCUUGUUUGCUGCAGCGAUCAACUUUAAAAGCCGCUAUGAGGCUAAUUAGCAUCGACGCUAGCUGACGUUAGCCGAGCAGCUGGCUGCAGUUUGUCAGUAAGUUUCUGAUCAUGUUCGGACUUUUAACGCCACAAACUCGUUAUGUUAAAGUCUUUAUCAACGCGUUUAGACAAACAAACAGGUGUGUUUCAGUCAGUCGUCCGUCUGAUGAGUAUAUCCGCAGAUUUAUUUCAGAGAACACGGAGAUAACCGGGGAGCAGAGUCUGACCCCGGAGCUCCGGCUCAGACUGUUCACCCCAAACUGCAGAUUUUGGAGAGAAAGACCAGAGCUCUGGCCCUUUGAUGACCCAUACUGGGCCAUUUACUGGCCAGGAGGGCAGGCACUCUCAAGGUUUCUCCUGGAUCACCCUGCAGUGUGCCGGGGUGAGACAGUCCUGGAUCUGGGGAGCGGCUGCGGAGCCUCAGCCAUCGCUGCAAAACUGUGUGGUGCCGCUCAUGUUGUUGCUAACGACAUUGACGCUGUUGCAGCUGUUGCAACCCGCAUGAACUGUGAGGUGAACGGUUUGGAUCCACCUGUUUGUCUGACUGACAACCUGAUUGGCUCACAACUGGAGGGCUUUGACCUCAUCCUCCUGGGUGACAUGUUCUACGACGAGGCCCUCGCCACCAGCCUUCACAGCUGGCUGGACCGCUGCAUUAAAAUGCACGGCACCAAAGUCCUGAUCGGAGAUCCAGGGAGAGCCCAGUUUGAGGAUCACAGCAUCCGACGAGUCCUGCAUCAGCUGGCCCAGUUUGAGCUGCCCGAGUCUGUCAGAGAGGAGAACUAUGGUCUGACCUGCAGCAGAGUUUGGUGCUACCGUCCCAAACUCUGAGGACCACAGAGGAUCCUCUGUGCUCUCCUUUGAUUGUAUUUAAUAUGUCACGCGUGCUCACCUGCUAAGGACUGCAUUAGGUGUUUAGUAAUUGCUUUAAAUGUAUUUUCUAGACCAAAAACUGCCUUACCAAAAAAUGCCUCCCGAUAAGGUUUUAGGAUACACGUAACAGUAUGUCAGAGCAAAUUCUGUAUAUGUGGAAUUUCCUGUGAUGUUG
This is a messenger RNA of Plectropomus leopardus (leopard coralgrouper), 1217 nucleotides long. RefSeq names its product electron transfer flavoprotein subunit beta lysine methyltransferase (gene etfbkmt). NCBI's taxonomy places the organism in Eukaryota, Metazoa, Chordata, Actinopteri, Perciformes, Serranidae. Gene Ontology annotation, cellular component: mitochondrial matrix. The record is from RefSeq and is a predicted model, not a curated record. Gene Ontology annotation, molecular function: protein-lysine N-methyltransferase activity. Gene Ontology annotation, biological process: peptidyl-lysine trimethylation.